AUGUGCAGCAGAUUGUCGAAUUCAUCCACGCCGGCCUCAUGUUCGGCCCUCCCCGACGAUGUCUAUUACGACGCGAUCAAUCCGUGGGCGAAAUCAGAGGCGCAGGACAUCGCUCCAUGUCCGUUCCUCCCUGAUGACAUCAUCGAGGACAUCUUCACGCGGCUGCCGGCAAGCUUAGCCCUCCAGUGUCGCGGCCUGUCCCGCGACUGGGCUGCCACAAUCUCCUCCGAUGCCUUCGUCGACCGUCACCUCCGAGCCGCCAACCGCCACGGCGGCCCCAGGUUCUUCCUCCUCUCGUGGACGCCAUCCCUCACCACGGCGCACGCGUGGUCACCCGGCGGCAGAAUCGCGCCGCCGCCGCCGCUCACCCGGCGCCUGCUCAUGCGCGACGGCGUCACUCAGCAGUGCCGCGGCCUCGUCGUCCUCAAGGAGCGGGCCCGCCAGCCGGUGCACUGCGUCUGCGUGUACAACUCAUCCACCGGACACAUGACGGCGCUCCCGCGGCGCCGCCUGAACCUGAUGGAGGGCCUCCACCACCGUCACCCGGCGAAGGGGCACUACGAGAGCUUUGGGCUCGGCUACGACGCGCGCAUCGAAAAGCACAAGGUGGUGCGCAUACACUACCGCGGGUACCAGCUCCCCGACCUCUGCGAGGUCUACGUGGUGGACGACGACUCCGGCGCGGGGUUCUGGCGUGCGCCGGCGGCGAUCGGCCGGCCCGACGCGACGAAACCGGCCGGCUGGGUGAGCUCGUACGAGCCGAGUGUGUUCGCGCAGGGCCACGUUCAUUGGAUGGCCCAGAAGCAGAGUCCGCGGAAGGACUCGCACUGGAGGGUGACGGGCCGGGGGCUCAUCAUCUCCUUCUCCGUCGCCGACGAGCACUUCGGGGUUGUGCCGCUGCCUCCCUGUGUGGACUACCUCGGCGAGUACCAGCUAACGGAGCUGGAGGGACGCCUGUGCCUCUUCAGCCCCAUCGUCGACAACAUCAAACGCGGGCACCGGCCAUACGACCUGUGGUCGCUGCGCGACCACGAGACGGGGACGUGGGACUUCCGCUGCCGUCGCCGGAGGUCGCUUCGUUCAUACGCUGUGGCGCCAGUCCGGUCGCCUCCUUGGACGACGGCCGCCGCAUCCUGUUUAUGA
Molecule: messenger RNA, 1143 nt
Organism: Aegilops tauschii subsp. strangulata
Lineage: Eukaryota; Viridiplantae; Streptophyta; Magnoliopsida; Poales; Poaceae
Source: RefSeq, a predicted model, not a curated record